Lampris incognitus (smalleye Pacific opah) is the source of this 3122-nucleotide messenger RNA. RefSeq names its product ras homolog family member Ua (gene rhoua). The record is from RefSeq and is a predicted model, not a curated record. Gene Ontology annotation, biological process: small GTPase-mediated signal transduction. NCBI's taxonomy places the organism in Eukaryota, Metazoa, Chordata, Actinopteri, Lampriformes, Lampridae. The transcript has 4 exons. Gene Ontology annotation, molecular function: GTPase activity; GTP binding. The coding region runs from base 260 to 1054 and encodes 264 amino acids.
UGCGGGCGGAUGAAUAAACUUUUUCUUUGGGAUCCGGCCGCGGACUUGUUGACGUGACCGAUAGAGCCACGGCCACUACUCUCAACCCCUGGCACCGAUUCCAACUUUAAGGAUUUAAUUAUGGAAACAAAACGGACGGACAUCAUUAACAACAAUAAGUCAGUUGUCAGACGCUUUCGCGGCUGAUAUCAGAAGGAUGGGAAGCUUUGCCACUUGCUGAUUAUCCUCCUCCGGGUCUUUUACUUGUCAUCCUUCUUCCAUGUCAAUGCCUCCGCAAGGCGAUGGAGAAUACAAGCCGCCAGUGUCCCCCGCUCCCCCCGUCCCGCCGAGGAGGCUCCGAAGUCGGGAAAAGGGCGCCGGCAGGACCCGGUGGUCCGGAGCUGUGUUGGAGGGCGACAGAGGAGGGAAGCGGCGUGUGAAGUGUGUGCUGGUCGGGGACGGAGCUGUGGGGAAAACCAGCCUGGUUGUCAGCUACACCACCAACGGCUAUCCCACGGAAUAUGUCCCCACCGCGUUUGACAACUUUUCAGCAAUGGUAUCAGUAGACGGGCAGCCGGUCAAACUACAACUCUGUGACACAGCUGGACAGGAUGAGUUUGACAAGCUACGGCCUCUGUGCUACACCAACGCUGACGUCUUCCUGCUCUGCUUUAGUGUGGUUAGCCCCACUUCCUUCCAGAAUGUUCCUGAGAAGUGGGCUCCAGAGAUCCGUAGACAUGCCCCUCUUGCCCCGUUGGUCCUUGUCGGGACCCAGUGUGAUCUUAGAGAGGAUGUUAAGAUUCUGAUUGAACUGGCCAAAUACCGAGAGCGGCCUGUGGACCCAGAAGAUGCCAGAGACUGCGCUUUAGAAAUUGGAGCUGUGUCUUACAUGGAGUGUUCCUCUUUGACUCAGAAGAACCUGAAAGAAGUGUUUGAUGCAGCCAUUCUGGCCAGCCUGCAAAAUUACAACUCCCGCAAUCGCUCUGGAGGUAAACAAAAACGACAACAGCAGACACCGGACAAAAUGAAGGACCUGUCUAAGUCAUGGUGGAAAAAGUACUGCUGUGUGGCCUAGAAUAGACCUGUGAAGGAUUGAGGACUCAAUAUUAUCUUGGUUUUGAGACUAAUUUCAACCAUAGACCUGUUUGACCCUAUCCUGGUUUGGAUUAAGCUGGGGUUGGUCUUGCUUGGGCUAGUCAUAGGUCAGUGAUCAUAUUUUCCCCAGGAUGGAAUCUACUAUUGAGCCUUGUGUGAUUCUAGCAGAACCUGUACUGGACAAAGAACUAUACCUCUACAUGACUUAGAAUGGAUAUGGAAUAUAUUUUGGAUCUGAAGCCAGAUUCAGUCCUUUUCCCAACUGGUUUUAAUUUUAACAUGGUUCUGGUACAAGUACAGUACAGGUCCAUUAGUGGAGGAGGUACUACUGUGUGGCCUGCCAUGUGUGAACGGAAACUCCAAAUUAAGUCUGAACCUUUCUUGUAUUGGUUUUAGACAGGUUCUUGUCCAGUGGUUCUCAAUUAUGCAUCAUUACCAACACUACACCAGGUAAAUUCACUGAUUAGUGCACCUUCAGCCAGAUGGGACGACUAAUCAUUGAAAUCAGCUGGUGCAGUGUUGGGUUGGGAGGCAAGUCUGCAUACGCAUGGCCCUCAGUGAUGCAUGAUUUAGGACCACUGCUCAAGUGGAAUGUUUCCUAGCUACUGUAAAUGAGAUAAUAUUGUAUGUCUUAGAAAGACUCAAUUUUAUCCAUUGCAAAAGACGGGGGAGGGGGGAAACCAAAGCCCUGAUAUUUUAGCCUGGUUUUAAUCUGGUUUUGAUGUCAUAUCAUUUGUGUUUAGAUUGAUUUUCUAGUAAGCCCCCCCCCCCCAAAAAAAGAAAACCAACAAUAAACAAACAAAAACAGCCAAGGUCUAGUGUUAUGAAGCACUGUUUUUCAGGAAGUGAAAUAGAUUGUUUUGGAUUUAAACACUAUACUGUGUGACCUACAUUAAGCUUUCGAUUCCCAUUCAUCUAAACUUUGGCCACUUUCUUACACAGCUCUAUUUUUCUCCCAUUUUUGGUAUAAGGCUCAUGAGUUGGACCAGGGCUGGCUCUAGACUAAUGGAGGCCCUAGGCAAAAUUUGUUAUUGAUAUAUCGUGUAAGAACAUUAACAUUCAUUCCUUUGUUUGUUAGAGAUGAAAAAUAAAUGAAAGGAUGUGUGAAGCCCUUGGCACGUUUCUAUUCAGCCUAUAGGGAGCACUGGCCAUGAUAGGCUGUACUACUACUAGAACUAGACGGGGUUCAUAACCAAAGCCUUCCACAUCGAUCAUAUGAUUUUUAACUUCCUGACUCAAAUCUGAUCACUGCAUAGGUAGACAUGAAAAAGUCACAUGAGAGUCACUAAGACUAGCCCCUGUCUGGAUUUUACCUGGCUCACUAUCUACUAAUUUGAUGCCUAAAAUUAUCAAGAAGGUACAGUUGUGAGAAUUAAGAAGUAGCUGGUAUUGUCUAAGGAAAAAAAAAGUAGACCCACCCCUUUCUUAAUAGCCUAGUUCGUAUGGUUCCAAGUCCAAUGGACAAGUUACUACAGUGACUCUUAGAAUAUUUUUUUGCCUAUUAAUUUUUAUAUGGAAUAAGGAUGGGGGAUUACUCUGAUCUUAUUUCAUAUUAGAAUAACAGGAACAGACUACUGGAUUUACAUUAGGUAUGGUUUUUAGUCUGGUCCUUUUUAUAAAAAAUUGUUUUCGAGUAACCUUGCAAUGUGUUGUUGCUGUUUGGUCCAAAAUAAUUUGGAAGCUCGGAGCUGGACCUUGUAGUAGAGUGAUAGUGGACACAACCAAUGUUUUGGCCAUAUAGGUCAUGGGCUGGAUCAUUUUGUCAUUAACAGUUCUUUCUUUGAUAGAAAGUAAAUCCUCAGGUCAUUGCUCAGCAUCUUCUUCCAUUUUUGAGAAAUUUCCAUUAUUGGAAUUCUGGAGCAGUGAUAAAACCACACAAAAAAUAUAGUAGGUAUCUAAUUCAUGGAAAAGGACCUUGUAUAAUAGUGGAAAGAACACAUGUUAAAAAUCACUGACAAACUUUGGCUAUUUUUUCCCCCAUGUUUCACAUAGAUUGGUAGCCAUAACAGAACUCCUCCAUCUCACAUACAGCGCAUCCGGAAAGUAUU